Molecule: messenger RNA, 261 nt
Organism: Mesorhabditis belari
Lineage: Eukaryota; Metazoa; Nematoda; Chromadorea; Rhabditida; Rhabditidae
Source: the annotation of a GenBank genome assembly
AUGAAUUAUGAUUUAGUUCGAGACAUCAACGAUAAUGCGCCGAUUUUUCGACCCGCAGAAAUAGAUGUCACUCUUUCUGAGGGGACACAAAUUGGAGCCACAGAUAGCCAUCGUUGCGCCGAAGAUCGUGACGAGAACCGAAACUUUUCUAUCGAAUCGGCGAGCGUCCCGAUCGAGGAUAUGGCUGAAGACACAGGAUCAGCGGUGACAACGCUGAGAUCCACUACUCGAUUGACUCUGAUCUUUUCGAGAUCAACAAUG